AUUGGGAUGGGAGGCGAUGGCGCCGGUGGGGGGAGGCGAUUGUCAUGAUGGUGACUGGGGAAAUGUCGCGAUGGAGUUCAGGCGACGGCGAUGGGAGGGGAGGUGAUGCCAAUGGGGAAAAGGUCACGAUCACGAUUGGGGAGGCAGGCAAUGCCAAUGGGGGAAAGGAUGAUCCUCCACCGGAAGUCCCAACAAACAUUCGUCGUCUAUUAGAUCGAUUUCCAGAAGUUCUGGCUGAGCCUCGUGGAGUUCCCGAGCGUCCGGUCAAACACAAGAUCGAGAUAAUAGAAGGGAGUGUUCCUCCAAAGGGUUGCGUCUAUCGUAUGGGACAAGGCGAGUUGGAAGAGUUGAGGAGACAAAUUGAGGACAUGAUUGAUCGUGGAUGGAUUAGGCCUAGCGAGUCUGAGUUCGGUGCACCUGUCCUGUUUGUGCCGAAGAAAGGAGGCAAACUCCGGAUGUGUAUUGACUAUUGUGGCCUAAACCGUAUCACCCAAAAAAACGCUUAUCCCUUGCCGCACAUAGAUGAUCUGCUAGAUGUUGCAGGUGGGUGCAAGGUCUUCUCCAAGAUCGACCUCAAAUCUGGCUACCACCAGAUUGAAGUUAAUCCGAGCGUCCAACACGAAACUGCAUUCAAAACACGUGAUGGGCUGUACGAAUUCAUCAUUAUGCCCUUCGGUCUUACGAAUGCACCAGCCACAUUUGAGUGCCUCAUGGACAAGGUUCUCCGCCAUCAGCUCAACAGGUUUGUUGUUGUUUACCUCGACGACAUCCUGAUUUUCAGCAAGUCUAUGGAAGAGCACGACAAACACCUUGAGGAGGUUUUGCAGAUCCUCAAGGAGGCACAACUGCACCUCAACUUAGAGAAAUCUGAGUUUGGAAGGGACAACGUCAUCUAUCUUGGGCACCGGUUGUCUGCAAAUGGCCUCGAGCCGGAGGCAACCAAUGUUGAGGUCAUACGAAAGUGGCCUCAACUGGUGAACGUAUGCGAACUACGUUCUUUUCUUGGUUUGGCCUCGUAUUAUCGGAAGUUUGUGCCCAAAUUCUCUGUUAUUGCUCAUCCACUCUCGAGACUAACAAGCAAGAAUGUUGCCUAUGCGUGGUGUGAGAAAUGUGAGACUGUGUUCCAAGCCUUGAAAGAGGCUUUGGUAAGUCAUCCUGUGCUCUGCAUUGCGGAUCCCAACCUGACGUUCGUGGUCACUACAAACGUGAGCCAGUAUGGGAUUGGUGCAGUGCUGCAACAAGAUGAUGGCGAUGGCCUGCGUCCGCUCGAAUAUUACAGCAACGCAUGCCCAACCACAAGGUUCAUUAUUGCCGAUUGGAAGGACUUCACUUCACAGAUCUACGACAUUAAACUCGACAAGACUUCUGGUCGACAACCCGAAGCCAAUGGAUUGGCUGAGGAAAUCAACCAGACUGUCAUUCAAUUACUGCGCGCGUUAAUUGUUCCAGAUUUGAACACGUGGGACAAGGAGUUGCACAAAGUGAAGGGGUUGUACAACAACUCCAUUCACUCCGCAAUUGGCGUGACACCGAAUCAACUGCAAUAUGGUUGGCAGCUGCGCAAUCCUCUCUCCUAUUUGUUCCCCGAACGGUCCCCUGGUCUAACGUCCGGCAUGCCUGGCUACAAUGCCAAGUAUGCAUGCCUGCGCAAAGCUGCUAUCGCAGCAAUGAACAAGCGUCAGUAUGCCAUGAUCAAACAUGCUAACAAGUGGCGCAAAGAAGGGAACUUCAAAGUAGGGAGUUAUGUCUGGGUCAAAAUGUCGGAGUUUUCUGACGAAGAGGGCGCAUCACGAAAGCUUCUUCCAUUGUACUAUGGCCCUUGGCAGGUUCUAAAGGUGAUUGGGGAUGAUUUUGGUCCUUCGUAUGUGAUUGACGUGCCUCCUCAUCUGCGCACAUAUCCGGUCUUUCACGCGUUAGGGUCCAGAAAUUUCUUCAGAGGGGUCAAGAUGGAUGGACGCAGCAGGAGAAACAGGUUGGAAGGAAGUGUGGCAGGGGUAGACAGAGGAUCGGGGGUGACAGCAAUGCAUGCGGCAUCGGGGCUGGGAAGCUCAUUGUCCAGCGGUGCGUUGGUUCGUGGACCUCCACCAGGAGGGGUUGCGGUGAGCCGGGGACUGGCAUCUGGGUGGGACAGCCUUGUCGGAGGAGAUUCGGACGGUUCCGGAGGGUUUGUCGCGGAUGAUGAUGGAGGAGUUGAAGUCUUUGAAACUCUGGCAAACAGCAGCAGUGCGCGGCAAAGUGGAGGUGGACCGGCCGUUGAUAAUGGUGAAGGGAGAAUGAGAAGCGGUGGAGGGCCUUUUGCAGGUGCUCUCCGGUGGGUACGCUUUUGGCGAGGACGCGGUCCACGAAAUUCUGGAUCAGGCACAGCUGCAGCUAUGAGACGAGGUUCUAAUCCCGGGCUCGGCCAUGGGUCGAGUGGGGGAGGGUCAGGCAGGUCUGCCUAUGGGUCAGGCUCAAGUUCUAUGGGAUCGGCAAAUGGCAGUGCCGGUGUGGGGCAGCCAAAUGGAAGUGCAGAUACGCAUCCCCGAGGCAUGGAUUUGGGUGGAAGGGGCUUGUUGCCGACCCCGAAUAUCCCCCCGCAACUUGAUGGAAGGUAUCUCCUCUCUCAACCUCCCCCGCACCAUAUCCCAGUGGCCCUCCCUUCUCAUCCGCAUCCUUAUCCGCUUCCGCAGCCACAGGCUCACCCUUUCAUGCACGAUCUCUACCCGCAUCAGCCACCAGUGCCAAUGAACAUGCCUUCUCCUCCACAUCCCCAAGCUGUUAGCUUUGGCCGAGGCGGUGGUGGUGGCUUCUUGUCGGGAAGGGGUGUCCGCGUUGCAGAAAAUCCGCUAAUCAACAAUGGACCGCAAUUCAUCUACCGGACUGGCAGUCUCGGCCGCGCGGACCAAGAUGUUGGAGGCAGCUCCACACAUCCUCCAUCUCAACCAGGAGUCGGUGCAGCGGCGAAGAAAGAGGUGAAUCUGUGUAUAGACCUGAGAGGUAAAGCACACGAAAACCCAACUGCGAGCGCUUCAGGACCGUCAACCAGUUUGUGGCGAACAAAGGAAUUCAGAACGCCGGACAUGGCGCUGUUAUCGCUGACGUAUGCCAGUCACAGAGAAGAGGAGGAAUAUCCGCCGGUCGACUACUCGGACUCGGAAUCGGAUGACGAACUUGAGGAUGGUGAUGCUGGCCAUUCACGACCACAAGAUGAAAAACAGAUGGAACUCGAUAAGAAGGAUGACACACCGGCAGCACAUACAGUAAUAGUGAAAGUGAAGAAGGCCACAGGAAAGGAAGUGAUGGUGGAGAUGGCAGAGGACGACGGCAGUGCUCCGCAGGCAGAGUAUAAUGACGACCCCGAGGAGGGCAUCGUUCUUCCCAGAGGAGAGGCUUCGAGCAGUGGAGAGAAGGAUGGUUCCCGUAUUAACAUCGUAAUUUGAUAUUCUUCUCCGCUCUGGAUUCUACCUCUUGCUUGAAACACUGAGGUGACCGCCUGAAAAAAAAAAAUUAUGCAGUUGGUCUGUCUUGCCGUCGGUGAAGUUCACCAUGGAGAGAGAAGGGGGACAGAGAGAGGAAAGGUGUCAAGCAGUGGAGAGAAGGAUGAUUCCUGUGUUAGCAUUCUAAUCUGAUAUUCUUCUCUCCUCUGGAUUGCACCUCUUGCUUGAAACACUGGAUCAACCGCCUGAUCCAAUGCGAUUGAACUGUCUUCCUAUGGUGAAGUUCACCGCGGAGACAGAAGGGAGAGGGAGAGAGGAAAACUGGGAUUUGCGGACGUAACUGUCCAACUAGACAAAGAGGAGACACUCAAAGCCCUACAGGGAACGAUGACAUGGGUGUCAUUAAAUGCCCGGACACGCUGCGUGCUUGUGAAUGCCAUGCUGAAAUUCACUUGCAGAACAAACACCAGCUAUCACCGAGAACAACACGCUCCUUCUGACAGCAAGAGACUGAGGAUGAUGAUUUCCCAGUUGGUCAUCUCAGGUAGGUGGAGUAGUCUUCAAGCAGUGGAGUCGACAGUGCCUCACAGCGGAGAAUAUCUGGAUGUGCCCCCUCGCGCUUGAAGGUGGAAAGUGACUCCCGUGCAUAAGCACUCUCAGUGCCACUGCCUUCUCAAAUAUGGAACAUGGAGGAAGGAAGACGAAGACCUCGAGGGCGGCGAGGAAUGAUAAAGUACACAAGCAAUGUGAAUGGAGUGGGCAAUGCCACGCUGAGGUAAACAUCUGGAUUUGUUUGUAGUACUUUGUAUUGUUGUUUGAAGAGCAGCAAUGGGCCUCGCUGCACUGCCCAACACUCUGCAUGCGUUUGGAUGCCUUUCUAGACUGGGUGCAUUUGGAGCAGUCCAACAUUUUGAAUGUAUCGGGGGGAUUACGAGGUCCACAUACAUGUAGAGUGUUGUGUAGUGGAGCAAGGCCCAAUGACUCCCCCCAGUCCUUAGCAAUCGCAGUGCAAACUACUUCUCAAUAUGGCAGGAGUACGGAAUUGGGCUUCGCUCCAAUGCAUAAUACUUUACAUGUACGUGGACCUGGUGAUCAUCCCGAUACAUUUAAAAUGCUCAAUGAAUGUGCAUAUUUAAG
Messenger RNA from Chara braunii, 4553 nucleotides. NCBI's taxonomy places the organism in Eukaryota, Viridiplantae, Streptophyta, Charophyceae, Charales, Characeae. The record is from the annotation of a GenBank genome assembly.